AUGCAUUUGGUUUCUAUGAGCCUUGUUCAUACAAUUGCUAGUGAAAAUGCGGCUACAAGCCAAGAUCGGGCUAAGGCUAUUAUUUUCAUCCGCCAUCAUUUGGACAUUCCUCUACAGUUUAAAUAUUUGACGGUGAAAGAUCCACUAGAUUUGUGGAAUGAAUUGAGGGAGAAAUUUGGACACUUGAAAUAUAUCACUCUCCCGAAAGCCCGACAUGAUUGUCUUAACCUGCGGUUGCAGGAUUUUAAAAAUAUUACAGAGUACAACUCUGCUAUCCAUCAUAUUACAUCUCAGUUGAAACUCUCUGGAGAAAUUGUUACUGAGAAUGAUAAAUUGGAGAAGACUCUCUACCUUUCAUGCUUUGAAUGUUGUGCUGCAACAACAUACGUUCCCUUAAGUGAACGUGACAUUUCUGAACGAGGCCGAGGACGUGGUAGAGGCCAUGGACGUGGUCACGGUUGUGAGAGUCAACACGGUCGAUAUACCCCUUACAAUCGCCGCAGUUUUGACAUUAACAUGAUGCAGAGUAAACCCCAAUAUGGGGAUAUAGCCGAAAAGGCUAAACAGGGAAAGAGGCAAAUUGGAAUUUGUAAUCGGUGUGGCAUUGAAGGCCAUUGGGCCAAUACCUGCAAAACAGCCAAACACCUAGCCGAUCUUUAUCAAGCAUCACUACAGAAAAAGGAGAAAAAGGUCGAGACUAAUUACGUUGAUAACGAUGACGACCCUGAUGAUGAUCUUCUGGAUUACGACACAACACAUCUUGAUAUAGCGGAUUUUUUCGUAGAUCUAGCAAACCCCCAGUGA
Molecule: messenger RNA, 804 nt
Organism: Andrographis paniculata
Lineage: Eukaryota; Viridiplantae; Streptophyta; Magnoliopsida; Lamiales; Acanthaceae
Exons: 2
Coding region: 1-804 (267 amino acids)
Molecular function (GO): nucleic acid binding; zinc ion binding
Source: RefSeq, a predicted model, not a curated record